Messenger RNA from Chanos chanos (milkfish), 1051 nucleotides. It is a transcript of the gene tm4sf21a, whose product is annotated as transmembrane 4 L six family member 21a. The coding region runs from base 213 to 785 and encodes 190 amino acids. The record is from RefSeq and is a predicted model, not a curated record. Lineage: Eukaryota; Metazoa; Chordata; Actinopteri; Gonorynchiformes; Chanidae. Gene Ontology annotation, cellular component: membrane. The transcript is spliced from 5 exons.
AUCCACACAAACUUACGUUAAUUUUCUAGAACAGCAUUUUUUUGUAAUUAGUUUUCUAGAACAGUUAUUUUUUCCUGUUUUCCCAUUUCAGUAUUAUUUUACUUGCUGUUUUUCCUGAGAAUUUUUCCUCUGGUUUAAAAUCAGAGAAGACCAAGUAAUUUUUUUUUACCAACACCUUUUAUUGAGUUUUCUAAAAUCAGCAGGAGAACAGCAUGUGUACGGGGAAGUGCUCACGAUGCAUCGCUGGGAUCUUAUACCCACUGGCUGUCACUUCCAUCAUUUGUAAUAUCCUCCUGUUUUUCCCAGGCUGGGACGUGAAAUAUGCCCAGAAUGGCCAGCUCACAGUGCAGGUGAAAUACAUGGGAGGACUGGUCGGAGGAGGACUAAUGGUGUUGAUCCCAGCACUUUACAUCCAUCUGACAGGGACAGGGGGCUGCUGUGCAAACCGCUGUGGGAUGUUCCUGUCUAUUGCUUUUGCAGCAUUGGGCGUAGCUGGCGCCCUCUACAGCUUCAUUGUGGCUUUGCUAGGCCUGAUACACGGCCCAUACUGCAGAGGUAUCCUACUUUGGGGCACUCCCUUCGAAGACAGUAAGGGGAGUUACCUCGGGCAUCAUGACCAGUGGAGCAAGUGCAUGGAACCCAAGAACGUGGUGGAGUUUAAUGUGGCCCUGUUCUCCACUCUACUCAUCACCAGCAGCCUGCAGCUGGUAUUCUGUGCCACUCAAAUGAUCAACGGACUCUUUGGCUGCCUCUGUGGCACCUGCAGGAAUAAAGAGGUUUUGUAAAUCUUCUCUGUGCGCUCUGGGUCACAUGCCAACAGUAGGCUCUCUGGCGCCCCCUGGUGGAUUAGCUUUCAUAAUUGUAAUGAAAUCAGUGCUAUUUCCUACUCAGCUUAAACUCAUUAACAGCAAGAAUGAAUACAAAACACAAUACACACAGUGUAACUUUUAAUGCUGUAAAUUUAUUUCUUAAAUACACUAAUACAUUUUUCAAUAAAAGCCGACCUCUUCUCUCUGUAUAAUUACUACAAAAAAUCAAAAUAAAAAUUAAA